GACAAGUGAGGCCACCUGUGAGAAAUUCAGCCAUGUCACACGGUGCGUCGUCGUAUCUGGGGACCUGCGCGCACCUCUUCCUGCCUCUGCGCAGACUUCCCUUCAGCAGAAUAUAGAAAGGGGAUCGCAGGUUUUUUUUUCAAAUCCAAACGUCAGUCUGUUCUUUAAAAGCGUGUCGUCACCGGGGUGGCUGUUGCGGAAGUGGCCUGCGCUGUUACGGAGGAUGAAACCUGCUUGGUGAGAGAACACUAGAGAGGGGAAAGGUGUGCGCUCUAGACCUGCAGACCCAUCCGGGUGGAUAUGGAGUGUUCCGGUACCUGAUCGUCUGAGAUCCCUUGCUUCGUCUUCUUAUCUGUGUCUUUAAUCCCCUUCAAAUUGUUGGUUGCUGGUCAGAGAAGAGCGUUUUUUGGAGCUAUGGGUGCACUACAGUCCCUAUCCGGUCACCCAGAAUAUAUUGAUCUGGCGGAAAAGACGGGCUUUUCAUUCGAACAGAUCGGAGUCCUUCAUAAAAGAUUCAAGCAGCUGAGCCACAAUGAAGGCACUCUACGGAGAGCUCACUUCAAUGAAAUCCCAGACCUGGCGUGCAAUCCCAUCCGUGCACAGAUCGUGGAGGCUUUCUUUGACAAAAGAAACUUUCACCAGAAUGAUGACGGAACAAUUGAUGAGAUCAACUUUGAGGAAUUCCUGGUGGUCAUGUCUCAUUUCAGACCUCCUGCCCUCCAUUUGACCGAAGAGCAACGCGGAAAUGUCAGAAAAGAGAAACUGAGAUUUUUAUUCAACAUGCAUGACACUGACAAUGAUGGGACAAUCACCCUUGAGGAGUACAGACACGUAAGCAUCAGCAUGCUUUCGCCUGGCAGAAAGAAUGUUCCACUCAUGGUGGUGGAGGAGCUGUUAUCUCGCAGUGGAUCACUGGAGAAGGAGACAGCCAAAAGCAUUGCUGAUGCAGCCAUGUUGGAGGUUGCCAGUAUUUCAAUGGGUCACAUGGAACCUGAUGAAUUCUAUGAAGGAAUUACAUUUGAGCAUUUUCUGAAGCUGCUGGAUGGUUUUGAAAUUGAAUCAAAAAUGAGUGUUCGCUUCUUGAACAUGGAUGCAACUACCCUGUGUAAGUGAGGAAGAUGCAAUGUUUAUUCAUUUUUUUCUGUUUGAUGCUUGCACUGAAUGAUUGUAUUAGCAAUCAUUUGCAAAACUAUGCAAAUCCAAAGUCACUAAACCUGCUCUGGGUGCAUUAGAGGUAGUUUACUUUUAUUAUAAGCAAUAAUUUACCACUGUGGUAUGAAUGUCUGAAUGAAAACUGUUAUAGUCAAAUAUCUAUGACUAGAUUAAAUAAUGUAACUCGGUGCAUGAAUAUAGAAAUGCUUUAAUAACCUCAAAGAAUGCUAUUUUUAUAAAUUAUAUUAAUCAGGAAUGUGAAAGCCUGCCUUGUAACUAAAUGUUUAUCACAAAAUCAUUUGAAAUGCUUUAUUUUAAGGUCACAGAUAACACUUCAUGCGUGCUCCGCACAAUAUGUUUACACAAUAAAUAGCUGUAUAAAAGAGCUCUGACUUCAGCACUGUCCAUCUGCAUUUAUUUAGAUAAUUUUCUUUUUUUUACUUGGUUUUAGUUAUAAGUUUUGCAUCACAAUUAGUAGGAAGGGAAAAUGGUUUUCUAUUCACACCAGAAGCUAGAUGUAGAAUAGAUUACAUCAGGGUUUCUCAGAAAAGUCAUUGUACUCUAAGAAUAAGUGCUUUUCAAAUAUGUCUCAUGUUGUUAAAAGUUUCUCGUCACUUUGACAGGCUGUGUAUGUCCACAUUGGUUGAAUGUGAAAGAGUGUCAGUUAGAGGAAAGGAAAUACAGCAUUGCAUCCAGUUUUAUUACGUCCUACAUACCACAUGAUAAAGUUUUGAACAAGUGUGUACAGGAGUAAUGUUUGUCUGAAUUUUAAGAAUGCUCAAAAUUCACAGGAAAAAGAAAUGAAAGGUUAUGUAACACAGUGACUGUAAAAUGGGCACGUUUUGUCAUUCUCUUUCUCUCUGCAGUCAUAAUCAAUAUAAACGCCAAAAUAAAAACAGAAUGCUUGAAAUUCCUGA
Menidia menidia (Atlantic silverside) is the source of this 2069-nucleotide messenger RNA. The record is from the annotation of a GenBank genome assembly. Lineage: Eukaryota; Metazoa; Chordata; Actinopteri; Atheriniformes; Atherinopsidae.